AUGAGUGUGACUCGUGGCGUCACGUUUCCUCCCGUAUCCUAUUACACGUUUGCGACCUUUCAUCUUCUCUUCGCGUCCCCUCAAAUCUCUCUCUCCAUAUUAUAUACAAAGAAUCCACCGAUCCUUCUUCAGAACCUUCUCAUUCGAGAAAAUCUGACGGAAUCGAACCUUCAGCAACCAUGUCGACUAACCCAACCUCGAAUCCCAUCGGUGUACCUCCAGAACAUGGAUGAGGUCGAGAAGGUAUUCAACCGCUUCGACACCAAUGGCGACGGCAAGAUCUCCGAGUCGGAGCUCGGUGCCGUCCUCAGCUCCCUCGGUACCGCAUUUGCAGAUGAGGGAGAACUCCGUCGUAUCAUGGCAGAGCUGGACUUUGAUAACAAUGGCUUCAUCUCCCUCCUCGAGUUCGUGGCCUUCUGCCGCUCCGGCUCCGAGGACGGAUGAUAAGAUCCGUCGACUCCAACGGAGACGGUAACGUCAACUUCGAGAAGAUGAUGAGCAACACAAACAAAAGUAACGGCUCCGUGUUUUACAGAGGAAAAAAAAAAAGAAAAAAAAACAAAAGAAAAAGCGGU
Molecule: messenger RNA, 575 nt
Organism: Carya illinoinensis
Lineage: Eukaryota; Viridiplantae; Streptophyta; Magnoliopsida; Fagales; Juglandaceae
Product: calcium-binding allergen Ole e 8-like
Exons: 1
Coding region: 1-444 (147 amino acids)
Molecular function (GO): calcium ion binding
Source: RefSeq, a predicted model, not a curated record